Molecule: messenger RNA, 2373 nt
Organism: Galendromus occidentalis (western predatory mite)
Lineage: Eukaryota; Metazoa; Arthropoda; Arachnida; Mesostigmata; Phytoseiidae
Product: kinesin light chain
Exons: 9
Coding region: 258-1766 (502 amino acids)
Biological process (GO): microtubule-based movement
Cellular component (GO): cytoplasm; kinesin complex
Molecular function (GO): kinesin binding
Source: RefSeq, a predicted model, not a curated record
UUUCCGAAGUUUAGCAUUUGUGGGACAGGUGUAACUCUAUCUACUUUUGAUCGUAUGGCGUGCUUUCGUGUUGGAGCGGGAACCUUAUACUGAGCAUCCGACACCUUAGUGAGCCGUACCUGGGCAGUCGUGUGCCAUGGUUAGCAAGCUGUGAUCAUUGCUGGACGGGACGUGGAAAAACUACGAAUCUGUUCGUGAAUGCUGUCUACGUGAACGUGCGCGAAAACCGCCUCUGGAUUUUCUUAGGCAUCGACAUCAUGAUUGCCAUGAAUCAGGACGAGAUUAUUGCGAAUACGAAGACCGUCAUCCAGGGUCUUGAACAGCUCAAAAAUGAGCAUAACUCCAUACUCGACGGCCUUUCCUCAGUUCAGGAUGCAAACAACUCGGUUGUUGAUGAGAAAGCUACGUUCCUCCGACGGAAACUGGAAUCUUUGGAGCUCGGCCUCGGUGAGGCACAGGUCAUCAUGGCCCUCGCCGCCCAUAUACAGCAGGUCGAAGCUGAAAAACAGAAGUUGAGGACGCAGGUCCGGCGGCUGUGUCAGGAGAACGCCUGGCUCAGAGACGAACUCGCAAACACUCAGCAGAAGCUCAGGAGCUCGGAGCAAGUCGUCGCGCAGUUGGAAGAAGAGAAGAAACAUCUGGAAUUCAUGAAUUCCCUGAAGAAGUAUGAUAGCGACUCGGGCGAUUGUGAUACGAUGAGUCCUUCGAAAGGUCGAGAAUCGACUGGCGCGACUGACGGAAGCGCGAAUGCGGGAGAAGGAGAAUCGACUCCUGUUGAAGGCCUGUCGAAGAGCGUUUCAGACGCUGAUCUCGGUUUCCCCGAAGACGACAACAGCCAGGACCACCAGCAAUCCCAACAGCAGAUCUCGGGCAACGAAAUUCCGACACGUUUGAAAACGCUGCACAAUCUUGUCAUCCAAUAUGCGUCUCAGGGCAGGUAUGAAGUUGCGGUUCCGCUCUGCAAGCAGGCGUUGGAAGAUCUGAAGAAAACCUCAGGUGCGAACCAUCCGGACGUUGCCACGAUGUUGAACAUCCUCGCCCUUGUCUAUCGGGAUCAGAACAAGUUCAGGGAUGCCGCUGAUCUUUUGAACGAAGCUCUAGAAAUUCGAGAGAAGACGCUCGGAGAGAAUCAUCCCGCCGUGGCCGCGACGCUGAACAACCUCGCUGUUCUCUACGGUAAACGGGGCAAAUACCGUGAGGCCGAACCUCUUUGCAAGAGAGCGCUCCAGAUCCGAGAACGAGUUCUGGGCAGUGAUCAUCCCGACGUCGCGAAGCAGUACAACAAUCUGGCUUUCCUUUGUCAAAACCAAUCGAAAUACGAUGAAGUCGAACAAUAUUACCUGAGAGCUCUCCAAAUCUACGAGAAGGCGCUCGGACCUGAUGAUCCGAAUGUGGCGAAGACGAAAAACUCCCUGGCGUCCGCCUACCUCAAGCAAAGAAAAUACAAAGAGGCCGAAAUCCUUUACAAAGAGGUAUUGACGAGGGCCCAUGAACGAUGCUUUGGCCCAACCGAUUCCGAGAACAAACCCAUAUGGGAGUUGGCCGAAAGAAGAGAACUCGACAAAGAUACGGAUGGAAUCGCAAUCGAUCCCCGCUACAAGGAGACCGUAGACAACGCGAUCGUGGCGGCGACUUUGGAAAACCUCGGCGCCAUAUAUCGCAAGCAAGGCAAAUUCGAGGCCGCAGAAACCCUCGAAGACGUGGUGCUUCGGGCGAGGAAAGAGAGACAAGUACGCAACCUCAAUCGACGGACGGGGGGGCCAUGAAGCGACGACCAAUGAGCCUCUAUGAGGGAGAAUGGAGCGAAGACCAUACGGUCCGACGGAAUGAGCUACUUAUCAGGUUCCAAGCGUCGAACUCUAGAAACGUGUUGCGCUCUCUUCCUCCCGAGAAGAGGAAACGGCUCGUGACAUAUGAUAUAUAUGCUUUCGGGAGUUUUCCCGCGAACCAGGCAGGAUCGCUGUCAGAUAUGAGUGCCUUGCGAGUUCCGCUUGUGGCUGGUGCGGUGGAGAUCUCGACUCGACGUCGAUAUAUUCUGUCAGGAUGAGAAUCUCUAACCUUUCUAUUGGUCAGUUGUGAUAAGAGAAAUGAUUCAAUCUUUUUCGGACGGAAUUCUGGGGAAUGCACAUAACCAGAAUCAUCAGCUCUCCUCGCGGGAGCUUUCGUGAAGGUGGCCCGUCAACAUCCAUUGCGAAUCCUUCGGAUCUGCCACUCUAGUUCUGGACUGCAGAGUGCGCUGACUUUCACCCGGAAUGCGUACGCUCGCCGCAGGCGUUCGCCAACUUUCUGAACGAUACCUGUGACUAACUGUCAUUGAAUCCAACGGCUUCGCCGAACAAGGAGUGUGGGAAAUUCAUGGGCUCCACGUGAUGU